AGCAGAAGGAGGUGCAUAAUAAAUCUCCUCCAUGUAAAGAGGGCAGAGAAAUUCACUACCCUCCUACUCUCACAGCUCUUUUCUGUGUGGUUGUCUCCAGUACAGUGGGGUGUGUGUCCAGCGAGGUGUGUGUCUGCCAUGGCUGUGUCUGCACUUUCCUCCAGGCUUCUCCUGCUGGGUCUAAAUGCUGCCCGGGUGACGUGUGCGCACCUUGGACGGCCUGGCUGUGUCUUCAGCAACGCUAGAGGAGUGAGCUCAGGCCGAGCACUCAGGACAGAGGAAAGGGUAACAGUUCACUUCAUAGAUCGGGACGGAAAGAGAAUCUCGGUCAACACUAUAACAGGAGUUUCACUACUUAACAUUGUUGUCGACCAGAAUUUAGACUUUGAAGGAUUUGGUGCAUGUGAAGGAACGUUAGCCUGCUCUACAUGUCACCUUAUUUUUGAAGAGAAGAUCUACAACAAGCUCCUAAAUGAAACCACAGUAGCUGAUGAAGAAAUGGACAUGCUGGACCUGGCCUAUGGCCUGACGGACACGUCUCGGCUGGGAUGUCAGGUGUGUGUGACUAAAGAUCUGGACGGGAUGGUUGUCCGUGUACCUGAGGCUGUGUCUGACGCUAGGAAGACCAGCGACAAGGACUCAGCUUCCUGAAGCCCAGUCUGUGAUAGAAGACACCUACUGUUUCUGCCUUUUGAGUCUCUGCUGCCCAUUGUAUACAGUUUAUCUCUAAAAGACCACCCAUAAAGCCAACUUCUUCUGCAUUCCUCUGAAGACUGAGAGAGUCCGCUUAUGUGUUUUGUAUGACGCUUUCUAAGGGGAUUUGAAUUUAGUGGAAGGUUAAGGUUACGCUCUGGGAUGUAAGUUGCUGCAUAAAAUGUAAAACAUGUUAAAAGGGUUCAUAGUGUUGCAAAACUUACAUUUGUUCUGUGAAGUACAAUACAGUGCAGUGUAAUGUAAUUAAGUCUGAUUCUAAUUAAAUAAAGGUAAUUGCAUGAAAUUAAAUAAA
This is a messenger RNA of Astyanax mexicanus (Mexican tetra), 1006 nucleotides long. It is a transcript of the gene fdx1, whose product is annotated as ferredoxin 1. Bases 139 to 651 code for a protein of 170 amino acids. The transcript is spliced from 4 exons. Gene Ontology annotation, molecular function: 2 iron, 2 sulfur cluster binding. Gene Ontology annotation, cellular component: mitochondrion. The record is from RefSeq and is a predicted model, not a curated record. Gene Ontology annotation, biological process: positive regulation of oxidoreductase activity; P450-containing electron transport chain. Lineage: Eukaryota; Metazoa; Chordata; Actinopteri; Characiformes; Acestrorhamphidae.